Calliphora vicina (urban bluebottle blowfly) is the source of this 3145-nucleotide messenger RNA. Its product is annotated as FAST kinase domain-containing protein 1, mitochondrial. Lineage: Eukaryota; Metazoa; Arthropoda; Insecta; Diptera; Calliphoridae. Gene Ontology annotation, biological process: regulation of mitochondrial mRNA stability. The record is from RefSeq and is a predicted model, not a curated record. The transcript is spliced from 9 exons. Bases 101 to 2920 code for a protein of 939 amino acids.
AAAAAAAACUAAAAGUAGGCAAAAAAUGUGGAUAUAUUAAAGCGCAAUUAUUUAUUGCAAAUUUUUUAACAAUUACUGAAUUAAAGAGAUAAUUAGGAACAUGUAUACAUCAUUAUUGGCAAAACAACAAUACAAAAUAUUUGUGGGUUUAUGGCAAAAACAACAAUUGCAAUUAUUAACGGCCAGUUUAAUAAACAGUGCAAGUGUAACCACCGACCAUAGUAUUAGACAAUAUACAGCAACAACUACUGGAAAAUUCUUCAGGAAUCCUUCAUGUGUGUCAUCAUGGAGUGAUAAAAGAUUAUAUAGUGAUGACACAACGCGGUCAGGGAAACUAGGUAAACAGUUGAUUUUGUCAGAUGCAGAAGAAGAAGCGACUUUAAAUGGCUCGGAAGAUGUGGAUUCAUAUACUCAAAAUUUUAAUUUAAAGCAACUGUUGUACACCGAAGCAGAUGAUAUAAUAAAAAAGUUGAACGCAUGUGGAAGUAUUGAGGAGCUACAAAAUAUCUUGGAGACUGAAAAAUCCCAUUUGCACAAAGAACAUAUAGUCCAAUCCGUAAUUUUACUAUGGAUGUCUAAUAGACAAAAUAAUUAUGCAAAUCCUCAACCAAUCGAACAAAACUUUAUGGAAUAUCUUUUACCACUACUUAACGAAAAUGUUCCUAAAUUAAAUACAAAUGAAAUGACCACCUGUUAUUUGUAUUUACGUAAAAUGGGUGUGGAAAAUAGUGAACCAGUAAUGCAGCAGCUGUUAAUGAAUGCCCUAAAUGAAGUUGAAAGUGCCGAAGAAAUAAUUGGACUGCCGGCAUUAUCACGCUUAGUGGUGGGCAUCACUACUGGUAGAGAUUUCUUUACGCCCAUGCUGUGUGUCAACUUUAUGAGACAUUUGCAGCAUCACAUUGCAAUGUGCAAGAGUGAAGAAGAGGCUCGCAUGAUUGCCAUAUGCAUGUUCAAAUUGCAAAUUCUAAUUAACGAUGAAAUGGUUGAGCUAUACAAGAGCAAAGUUUCGGAUUUAAUUGCCGCGGGAAAAAUUUCAAGUGCUACACCAAAAACGGUUAUUAAAAUUUUAAAUCUGCUUAAUAUGGCUGUGUGGUCACAUAAACAUGUUGCUUUGAUAAGAAAUCUUCUGCUUACUAUGGAAACCUGUAUUAAACAAUUAGAUGGUAACGAUUUGAAAAAUGUUUGCCGCAUAUAUCAAUAUCACAUGGAACCGGCUGCUUUAAAUGAACCAUUAGCCGAAGCCAUUGAGGAGUUGUUAAGUCAUCAAAUGACCGCCGAAAAUUUGGCUUGUUUUGUACCAUUUGCCCAGCCUCAACGUAGAGAGUCUUUAAUUAAUGCCUUCAAAGCUAUAAUAUCAUCACCGGAAAGUUGGCAGUCCCAUAAUUCUACCGGCAAUCUCUUUUCUACUUUGAGAGGUUUGAAAAUAUCCGAUAAUAAAAUUUGCAAUGCCUACUGGAAUGGCGUUGUGGCAGAGUUAGAAACUACAUCCGAAGACGAAACUCAUUUACGUUUCUUGCGUCAUUGUCAUCGUUAUAUGAAUUUCAAUAAUAAUCUGGGCGGCACCUAUAGACACAUGGUGCUGGAGAAGAAACUAAGUCAAUUGUGCAUGAGAUUUAUAGAACAUGAUUUGGCUGGCAGAAUACCACAGAAAUUUGCUCGUUUGGCCUCAUUUGUUUUGGCUUAUGGUCAUACACCGUACAGUUGGAAAAAAUAUCCAAAUAUUUUGCUGUCGAAAAUUAUCUCAAUGGGGGAUCAAUUUACGCCAACAGAUUGUUUUCUUAUCAGCCGUGGUCUACAGAUUUCACUUGAAAUGAGAUAUCGUUAUCAAGUGCCACAAUUGGUGGGCAUGCAAUUGUCUACCAUUGAUAGUGUCUUAACCGCCAGCAUAGAAAAGCAUUUAAAUGAUGAACAACUAACAGUAACCGAUUUAAAUAUGUUAGUGCGUACUUUAAGUAAUCGAAGAAGCUUAAAAAAUAGUAUAAUUUAUCACAAAACCCUGCAAAAGUACAAAGAAAUACAAUGUCAAGACUUAAAUUCACGUAUCAUCAAAGAUAUGGCCUAUAAUUUCAUGGCCACCAAUUAUUUGGUGCCUGAAAUACUAGAUAAUAUGUUCACAUACCUGGAGAAUAAUCAUGAACAUGUGGUGGGUGAAACAGUGGAAAAAGUAUUGACUUGUACCUAUAAUUUAGGUUAUACGCCGAAGUCCUAUGAUGCACUGCAUUAUGCCGGUGCAAUAUUACUAAGAGAUUUUAAUUAUAUGAGUGGUUUGGCGUUAGUUCAAUCCUGUUUAGCUUUAUGUUUUUACAAGACUAUACCUGAAGAACUUAUCAAUAAAGUAUUCUGUGUUAAAUUUAUCCAGCGUGUCGAAGAAGAAAUACAAAUGUGCUAUUCUAAGGCUACUUAUCCCGAACGUGUACUUAAUAUUGUAAUGAAAUUGAAUCGUAGUGUUUGCUUAGAUUUCCCAGAAGCUAAUGUUCCCUGGUUUCAACAAAAUUUCAUUGAAGCUCAAAUUAGUAAAAAAGCCCCAAUGGAAACUCGUUUUAGUCGCGAUGUGAAAAGUUUAUUAACAGCUUUACUUAAAAAUGAAUCAUAUAUAAGAUGCAAUCAUACAACACCAUAUGGUUAUCAGAUUGACUUUGUUAUAAAUUUCGAUAAAAACAAAAAUCCCAUCAAGGCACCCGUUGAAACUACCAUGUUGGAUCGUAUAACAAAAGUUGCAAUACUAUUACUUAAACUCGAUUCGUUUUGUGAAAACGAUUUAGAUGCUUUGAGAGGGCCUGAGUCUUUGAAAAUAAAACAUUUGGAAAUGAUGGGCUACAAAGUGGUGCAUAUAAACGAACAUGAUUGGAAUUCCAAAUAUAUGAAUGCACCUGGUGCUAAACAAAAUUAUUUAAAAUGUCUGCUGCAAAUAUCAAAUUGAUAAGACUUUUUGUAUUAACUUUUAUUAUAUAGGAGUUGGUAAAAAAAUCUCUAUUUGUAUUUUGUAUAUAGAACAGCUUAAAUUUAAUUUAAAUAAAUUCCCAAAGAAAGACUUUUGUAAUGUUAAAAGUAAUUACAAUUUAUUUAUUUUUGUUGAUUAUUUUAAUAAUAAACAAUUAGUUAAACAUUAGUUGUUGAAAAUAAAUGCAAAUAUUUUUUAAAGGAA